GUAACGGUGCUGUGAAUGUUUCUCACCCUGCAUCUCUUGCUCCUAGGAAGCCGAGGAUCCUGCAAUGGUGUACGCUCCACGUUCUAUGGAUGGUUGUGCUAAUCCUCAUGGCCGUUGGACUGGCCAUCCAGACUCUGGGCAUGACGGACAAGAAAAGGAUGCGACUGCUGGAGGUGGAGCAGGCCGGGGUUGCCGCGGCGACGGGCCUGGAGGCUGGGCGGCCGAUUGAAGCCUGCAGGCCCAGGACCCACGUGAUGUUCCUCAAGACCCACAAGACGGCGGGCAGCACCAUCCUCAACAUCCUGUACCGCUUCGGCGAGGCCCGCAACCUGACCUUCGCCCUGCCAGCCGCCUACCAGUUCGGCUACCCGCUCCUGUUCAACACCCGGAGGGUCAAGUUCUACACCCCGCACAAACCGCAGGAGUACCACAUCAUCUGCAACCACAUGCGCUUCUUCCGGCCGCAGGUUGAGAAGAUCAUGGCCAAGGGGACCUUUUACUUCUCGAUCUUACGCAACCCGGUGACCUUGGUGGAAUCAUCCUUCACCUACUACAAAGGCUCGAGCCUGGCCUUCAAGAAGGUGGAUUCGCUGGAGCAGUUCCUCAGCCAGCCCUGGCGGUACUUCUCGCCCAAGGAGCGGGGGAGCCACUACGCCCGCAACCUGAUGUGGUUCGACUUUGGCUUCGACCACAACGCCAACGCCUCGGCGGGCUACGUGGACCUGGCGUUGGCACAGAUUGAGGCCACCUUCCAGCUGGUGCUGAUCGCCGAAUACUUCGACGAGUCCAUGGUCCUCCUGAAGGAGGCGCUGUGCUGGGGGCUGGAGGACGUGGUCUCCUUCAAGCUGAACCUGCGCAACAACGCCUCGGUCAAGCCCAUGUCGGAGGGGGCGGCCGAACAGAUCCGGGCGUGGAACGCCCUGGACUGGGAGCUCUACGCCCACUUCAACCGGACCUUCUGGCGGAAGGUGGAGCACUACGGGCGGGAGAGGAUGGGGGCGGACGUGCUGGCCCUGCGGGAGAAGCGGAGGGAGCUCACGGUCCUCUGCCUCCAGGGCAGCAGCCCCGUGGACGCCAGCCAGAUCCACGAUCGCAACAUCAGGCCCUUCCAGUACGGCCGGGCCCGCAUUAUGGGCUACAACCUCAACUCCAACCUUGACAGCCGCACCAGGGAGAGAUGUCUGCGUCUGGUGAUGCCAGAGCUACAAUACAAGGACCUCUUAGAUGCCAAACUCUUCCCCUCCGCCCACAGUGGGAAACUCCUUCAGCAUGUGUGAAGAAACCACUUCAAUCCCCAAUCCACUCCCCAUCUUUCCAAGAACUACCCCUCGAAUUAUUUAUAACUGCAUCGAAGUCUUGACCACUAGUAUCGUUGUCGGAGGUCCCAACAUCCCAGACCAUCUGGUGGUGAGAUCCAUUGUGUUGUUGCCCCCUCCCGGAGGGGAGGAAGGGCGCCUGGACUAUUUUCCUCGGACUGUGGAAGGAAUGGAAAUGGGAUCGUCUUCAGCCGACGGGGUUUGGGGAAAAGCCACUGUGGACUCUUUGGGUUGUCGGGGCCCUGUGGCAACGCAGGGCUAUUGGGAAAGCGGAACCUGCAAGGAAGGUUAGAGACCCUCGCCCCAUGUGUUGGAGGCUGGUUGUUUAGCUACCCUGCCUGUGGCUAAUGAAGAGGAGGGGGGGCAUAGCAAGUGUCAGCUAUUACCCUCUCCCUCUCUCCUUCUCUCCCUCCUUCUCUCCCUCCCUUCCCUCCUUCUCUCCCUCCUUCUCUCCCCCCUCCCUCCAUCACUCUAUCCCUCCUUCUCUCCUGCCCCCCUUCUCUCCCUCCUUCUCUCCUUCCUUCUAUCCCUCCCUCCUUCCCUCCCUCCUUCUCUCCCUCCCUACCCCCUUCUCUCCCUCCCUCCCUCCUCCUCCUUCUUUCUCUCCCCCCUCCCUCCUUCACUCUAUCCCUCCAUCUCUCCUUCCCUCCCUUCUUCCUUCCGCCCCUUCCUCCUCCCCCCCUCCUUCCUUCUCUCCCUCCUUCUCUCCCUCCCUCCUCUCCCUCCCUCUCAACCCUCCUUGGAUUGUGUUGCUGAAAGACUGAGAAUGGGAGUGGAGUGUCACGGAAUGUGAAGAGAGGGAGUAACCUGGUCGGGAUCGGGCACCACCUCCGGGGUAUAAAAGGCACGGGCAACGUUUCGUGUUGGGACCCUCUGCGGGACUAUGGGAAGUCGAGGGGGCUAUGUGGCUGUUGUACUGGAUGCCGGAGCGGGCCGUGUUCGGAGUGCCGCGUUCGGUCCUGGCUCGCCCCCUGCUAAGGGGGACGGUGCCGUCAAACUGUAAGGGGCGCAGAGAAGAUUUACGAGGAUGUUGCUGGCGACACGAGGGUGCGAGCGACUGGGAGAUUGUCGGGGUCCUGCCUCCGAAACGCCACCCCAUCCUUCACCUCCAGAGACACUGCCUGACCCCGUUGAGUUACUCCAGCACUUUGUGUCGAACUUUGGGGCAAACUAAGCACCUGUGGAACUUUGAUGGUACAUGUUGUCACUGUCUGGUUGAUUGAUUCUUUUCUAACCCUGUUGCAUGAAAUGUGACUAAAUGUCGAAGCAACUCAAGCUCCAAAACUCAACCUGAUCCAAUAAAAUCUCCGUAACCAC
Leucoraja erinaceus (little skate) is the source of this 2633-nucleotide messenger RNA. RefSeq names its product galactose-3-O-sulfotransferase 2-like. Gene Ontology annotation, molecular function: galactosylceramide sulfotransferase activity. Gene Ontology annotation, cellular component: membrane. Gene Ontology annotation, biological process: glycolipid biosynthetic process. NCBI's taxonomy places the organism in Eukaryota, Metazoa, Chordata, Chondrichthyes, Rajiformes, Rajidae. The record is from RefSeq and is a predicted model, not a curated record. Bases 90 to 1277 code for a protein of 395 amino acids. The transcript is spliced from 3 exons.